CUUAAUACCGCAAAAGUGAAGAGAAAGGAACGAAGGUAGAUCCGGCACUCCAACAUGAUGAAAUUUGUGGUCGCUCUUGUUUUGGCUAUGGCAGCCGUUGCUUGCGCUUCGCUCAUUCCAUACAGAUACGGAGAUGGAGUGAAUGCCAGACAUUUCUACAAAGGAGAGGUUCCCUACGGAAUUUAUGGUCUCGGAUAUAAUGGAUACUAUGGUGCCUAUAACUACGCACCCUAUUACGGAUAUGACGGACUCGGUUACGGAUAUGGUCCCUAUGGAUACUUUGGAAGAUAUGGCACCGGCUAUCUCGGAUAUGGAAGAUACUUUUGAGAUCUUAAUUACUACUGAAUUCAAUUUUCAGUAAAUU
Messenger RNA from Argiope bruennichi, 364 nucleotides. RefSeq names its product shematrin-like protein 1. Bases 55 to 327 code for a protein of 90 amino acids. The record is from RefSeq and is a predicted model, not a curated record. NCBI's taxonomy places the organism in Eukaryota, Metazoa, Arthropoda, Arachnida, Araneae, Araneidae. The transcript has 2 exons.